CUAAAGAAGGAGAAGUGACGUCAUUGUUAUGCGACCAGUGGAGAAAUGGCGAGCAACAAAAAUAGUGUACUUCUCUCUUCUUUGGCGGAGUAUGGCGACGACUCUGAGCCAGAUUCCAACCCAGAAACAGAAGAAACAGAGAGCCAUGGAGUCGGUCUGGUGUCAGCUGCCUAUGGAGAGGACGACAUUAACCGGAUUGAGGAUGGCGACGACAAGGCAUCUGGAGACGAGGACAGCGGGGAAAGCUCCCGUAACUCUGAAAUGGAUGAGUCAGACGAGGGGGGAGACACAGAUGAUUAUAAGGAGAUCCCAGAGGCAGAGAGGAGAGACCCCAAUGAGCUGGUCGCUCUGUUCUCAGAGAAAGUGAGGAACAUGUCACCUGACAAGAUCCGGAUCCCCCCUGAACCACCAGGACGCUGCUCCAGUCACCUACAGGUGAAGAUCCAGAAGCUGUAUGAGAAGAAUCUACAUGGAGACUUAGACACAAACAACCACAUUCAGAGGAAGAAAGAGUUCAGGAAUCCCAGUAUCUAUGAGAAACUCAUCCAGUUCUGUAGCAUAGAUGAACUGGGAACCAACUACCCUAAAGACAUGUUUGAUCCUCACGGCUGGCCAGAGGACUCUUACUAUGAGGCACUGGCCAAAGCUCAGAAAUUAGAGAUGGAUAAACUGGAGAAAGCCAAGAAGGACAAGACGAAGAUUGAGUUUGUGACGGCCACUAAGAAGGGCAGCAACCCCACCAACGCAGCAGUUCCCACAACCAAUACGGCUGCUAGUACCGUGACAGAAGCUCAGAAGAGGAAGAGUAAGUGGGACUCUGCGGUGCCCGUGACCCUGGCCCAGCCCGCCCUGCUCACUACCACGGCAACCCUGCCAGCGGUUGUCUCCGUGACGACCACCGCCAGCGGAACCAAGACCACUGUAAUCUCUGCCGUAGGCACCAUCCUGAAGAAAGCCAAGCAGUGAACAGGGAGGAAGUGUGUGUUUUUGGAUGGAUGAGAGGAUAGAAGAGAGGAUGGAUGGAUGAGAACGUGUGUUAGCGAGAGAAGUGUGUUAGGGUGUAUGGUCCUGUGUGACUGUAUUGUUUCAGAGAGAAUGUCUUCCCGACAAUAUAGAACAUUUCUAUAUUCAUCAUCAGCCAUACAAGACUUCUGCAUCUCUCCUUCUGUUUCUGGGAUGUUUGAUCUACAGGUCAAUGGACUCCAUCCUGACUUGAGAUUUAUUUAUAUCAAUGUGAGAUUCCUCUUUCAUCCAGCUCUCCAGUGAGCACUCUGUUGAAGUUAUGCAUUGAUCUGUUUUGUGUUUGUCAGCAAGAAACUGAGUUUAGAUGUUAGCUUAAAGACUGUCCGUUGGAAAACCAUCCUACCUAGGAAGUAACCUAGUUAUGGCGUAAGUUACUAGUCUCAUGUCUGAAACUCGAAGAGUUAGUCUCUCACUUCCCAUCCUCCAGUAAAGUGGUUUCUACCCACCUGUUAUGGUAACGUAUAUAUUUGUAUUAUAUCUGGGCUGUGUUUUGACCAUGUACUGGAAUGUGGUCUAGUGAAGAUGAAAGAGGAAUACUCAGACUAUGGAUAUUUGCAUCAAUGUUCUUUGCCUCAUUUAAUUUUAUUUUAAAUGGCCUAUUGGAAGAGCUUAGGGGGAAUCCUUUUUUACAAAUGUACAUAUAUAUUGCUGCUGAUGAUGGUAUGAUCAAUAAAACAAACGUCAUACUGCUUUUUCAA
Molecule: messenger RNA, 1721 nt
Organism: Oncorhynchus tshawytscha (Chinook salmon)
Lineage: Eukaryota; Metazoa; Chordata; Actinopteri; Salmoniformes; Salmonidae
Product: SAP30-binding protein
Exons: 11
Coding region: 46-966 (306 amino acids)
Biological process (GO): regulation of DNA-templated transcription
Cellular component (GO): nucleus
Source: RefSeq, a predicted model, not a curated record